Molecule: messenger RNA, 933 nt
Organism: Macrobrachium nipponense
Lineage: Eukaryota; Metazoa; Arthropoda; Malacostraca; Decapoda; Palaemonidae
Product: clotting factor B-like
Exons: 5
Coding region: 1-708 (235 amino acids)
Biological process (GO): proteolysis
Molecular function (GO): serine-type endopeptidase activity
Source: RefSeq, a predicted model, not a curated record
AUGUCUAUUUGGAAACAGUGUGAAAAAUCCAAUAAUAAAGGGGUACCUACCACAGUCAGGCUUGGUAAACACAACUACGAAAGUGCGAGUGACGAUGCAAAUGAGGAAGACUUCGAAAUUUCGCAACUGGUUCGGCACCCAAAUUAUUCAUUCCCAGUCGCCUACCAUGACCUUGCUCUGCUGCAGCUCUCGACUAAGGUCAUUCUGAAGAGAUAUAUAUCUCCCGUGUGCUUACCUUGGGGAGCCGAAAUCCAGAGGAACCUGACAAGAAGGACCGUGAAACUAACUGGAUGGGGAGACACUCAAUUCGCUGGAAGGCCGAGUCCAGCCCUGCAGGAGGUAGACGUCACUAUGUUCCCGAUUUCCACCUGCCAAAGAGCCUACUCAACCCUCAGGCAGUCCAGCGUCCACUGGCCCAGAGGCAUCGGGCAGGAGACGGUUUGCUCUGGGCACGAGCAAGGAGGCCGAGACGCUUGUCAGGGUGACUCCGGCGGACCGCUGACUUAUCAAGGAGACGAGGGGAAAUACUUCCUCAGUGGAAUCGUUUCUACGGGAUACGGUUGCGGCAACAAGGACUUCCCCGGCAUCUACGCCAACGUCCUUCACGCUCCCCAUCUGGCAUGGAUUAAAAAGUCGCUUUCUAAGCAAGAUGUAAAGGGAAGAUUGCGGUGUCAUGUCAUUGAAAGAUGGGGAGGAUUUGUGCAGUAGAAUGUGACACUUCUUGUAUUAUAGAUGGUUCGGAAAAAAUGAGUAGACUGUUCAUUCCAACUGUGCAUGGGUAUUUAUGUACUUUUGUGCAUACUUACAAACUGAAUGAGACUUAUUCACCCCUAUAUAAGAAAGAGACAAUCACUAACACAUAUGCAUCUACAUUAUAUAUACCUAUAUUAUAUAUAUAUAUAUAUAUAUAUAUAUAUAUAUAUAUAUAUAUAU